Messenger RNA from Anopheles arabiensis, 7877 nucleotides. RefSeq lists its product as uncharacterized. NCBI's taxonomy places the organism in Eukaryota, Metazoa, Arthropoda, Insecta, Diptera, Culicidae. The record is from RefSeq and is a predicted model, not a curated record. The transcript has 8 exons. Bases 990 to 2087 code for a protein of 365 amino acids.
CACAAUAUCAUCGCAUCUCAGGACGACGCACAUAACGCAACACAGUCAUCCUUGUUCACGGGUUUUUUAUGGCUAUAUAUACGCCAGGAGAAAGAGAGAGAGAGCGAGAGAGAACGAGUGUAGUUUUCCUCCAGCAUUCGGUCGUACUGGCGUGUUCGUUACGCGAUUCCGCAGUUCGAUUCGGGAAUGCAACGAGUGUACGACAAACCGUCCCCUACUGGUGUGCUCGCUGGUGGUCUAUCCGGAGUCGUCCUCGUUGUUCAUUCAUCUACAUCGGUGUGGUACUACCGUUGGUUGGUGGUCGUGGCUGUGCGGUAGAGGAGCAGGGCCGUAUCUGCCGUGUGCGCCGUGCGGUUACGAAAAGGGGAGCGAGCGAAACCUGCCCCCGCGCCCCGUGUGCUCGUGUAAUUUUAAACAGCUCAGUGUAUUGCAUUAAAAGCAUUCCUGCUGCUUAUCUAAGUAGAGUGAGAACGGAAAAGCAAAACGAAAAAAAGGAAAGAAACCGAAGAGAAGGUUGCACAGGAAGGCGCCUGUGCGUGUGUUUGUGCGAGGGUACAAGGGAGCUGGUGGUGGUGGUGGUGGCGAAGUGAAUGGUUGGUUCGUAGUGUGAUGGAUGGCAGUCGAUUCAUCCUGCAGGAAACUUGAAAGAAAAGGUCUUCCCCCGGACCGCACGACGGGAGCAGCUGGUGUCGUCUCUGCUGGUGUGACCGCUGCUACUGCUGCUGGUACUGCAGGAGUAGGAGUUAGCAGCAGCAACUCUGCCUGGGCAGCGACAAGGGCAGCCUGGUCCCGGGUGGGUGUCCUGUGUGUGUGUGUGUGUCUGUGUGUGUGUCUGUGUGCGCGCUAGGCUGCUGCGGAAAGAAGAGCCGUCCGUUCGCUUGUAGUGCAUGAAAUUUCUUCCUUCAUUAGAGGUGAACCGCAUUUUUUUGUGCUUUGGCAACCGGACCCAGUAUCGUGUACGGUGAUGGGGGAGGGCCCCCUGACGGGAGAUGCAACCACCCCAACGUUACAUACCGUCAGUUUCUGAUUUAUACGGUACGGACGAAAUAGAGUUCCUGCUGGACGAAAUACGGGAUCUCGAACCAGCCUGCUGUCAGCUGGAGGACAUCCAGGACUUUGAAAUAGCUGGCAGCAGAGCAGGGGAGCUUUCCAUAUCGCUCGAAUCACCGAUCGGCACGUGCACGUCCUGGGACUCGCAUGCACAUUACCGUCAAAGGAUAGGGAACACACCGCUACCGUGGGGCGUUGCGCUGCACUGCGACGCCUCACAUCUCACCAGCCCGACCGGCAUCGUGCGGAUACUGCUGGUGGUCUCAUCCGCCGCAUGUCUUGCCUGUGAGUGUUCCGCCGGCACGGUACAGGUCGGUCUGUUUCUACUGCCAUUGAUUGGGCGCCUGAGGUUGAUGGUUUUUUGCGCCCUGUUCUCCUUGUUAGUCACCUGUUUGAUGCUGUUUUUGGAUAUUUCACACAUAGCGUUAAUGUUUCCCUUCAACUGGGGAAGAUUGAAUGCAUGGAUGUACCUGACGAUUGGUUUAUUAUUUAUUGUGGGUUCAUCAUUGCUAAUACAUAUGGUAUUUUUCGCUGAAGAAUUCAUGUGGGUGCCAAAGCACUCGAAGGACACACUAUUCAUAUCAGCGAUUCUUGGCUACAUCUGCUCGAUCGAAGCGUGCGUGCUGGCGGCACUGACAAAAUGUCCGUCCCAGUACCGGCACGUCAUGGACGAGUACAGCGAGAUGUGUUUGGAGGAGCGCGAGCUGAGCCCCAUCUGCAGUAACGACAUCACCAACCAUAACCACACUACGGCUUCGAACGAUCUGUCGAACCAUCGGAGCUACAAUAAAAUCGAAACGGGUGAUAGCAUUACGCCAACGUGUAAUCAAAAACCUUACAUACCAGUGAAACGUCCCGACCAAUCGUACAACCAGCGACCUACCCUAGGUAAUAUGCAGAAGUCGAAUCACCGCAAUCGGCAGGGUUACCACUAUCAACCAAUCGCCUCAACCUCCCGGCAAAGUCCCACGUUCGUGCUGGACGAGGAUGCGCUGCCGGGCCCAUCGUCCCGCUCGCUCGACUACUCCAGUGCGUGAUGAUGUACUGCACCGAUAUUGGGGCGUACUGGGCGGUGGAAUGGUGAGCCGGCAGCAUCGGUCCGCUGGUGGUGGGGGUAUUGGUUUUAUCAAAUAUCCGAGGCGUUGGUUUCCGUUUCUAGAGACGUUUGUCUGUUAAGUAUUUCCUAUAAGUAUUAAGAACGCAGCCACAGUCGCACACAGCCACACACCACAUACUCACACACACACACAACUACAACAUUCGCUGUUGUUUCAGUGCAAUUUUUCGUAGUUUGCUGAAACAAUCACACACACACACAGACACAUUCACACUUAGCUCCGAGCGGCAAAAAAAGGGAGCGCUCCAUUUGUUGGUAAGAGCGGAGUGGGAGGUGGUAGAACUUCGACGAGACAAAACGAUUAAACGAUACCCUCGACAGGAAUAUGUCGACAGGAGUGUCUUACCGGUAGCGCCAUUUGAUGCGAAGGCAAAUGUAUGUUUUACCCAGACAUUUUAAGACCCUGGCGUGGUGUAGGCUGGAUGACGUUUGCUAGAAUAUAAGCUGCAGUUGGGCCACGUGGACAGGGAUAAAGUAUAACCGCUAGCCCAACAGUAACAUCGGUUUUAAUGCGAAUGGGUUAGUACGUUUGUUACAAUAUUUGGAUUCGUCUAUAGGUCGGUUAAACAAGGCACCUGUUAAUGAAAGUAAAAACAAGAAGAAGAAGAAGAAACGACCAGACAAACAACACACCAGCAAAACCGACAUCGAGCAAUCGUAGCAUCAUCCCUAUUCAGUUGCUCGUAGGCAUCGGGGGAAAGCGUUACUGAAUUGCUUCCAGUAGAUCUCUGACGACAACCUUCUGGCACAAAACUUACAAUACACACACAAAACACGCAGACACAUCCAUCCUUAACACUGUUAGAGCACACUACAGCCAGCUCCAAAUUAGCUUUUAUUAUUUCGUCUUUCGGGUUUAAUACUCUUCAUUGGAGGAUUCACUUCUAAAUCGACUCCCCCCGCAACUGGAGCGAUCAACAGAAAGCUAAAGAGGGCAUAGAAACUCUCUUUUUGUUUAGCAUCUCAGCGCCCGCAUAUAACUUGCUAUCGUAACCUCGUUAUCUAUAUUUAAAAAACAAACAAACGAUCCGGGUAUCCAGGUACUAUACUGACAAGAGGUCACCCAGAGUACUGCUGCGAGUACUCCCCCUCGAAACAAACAUAGAAAUACUCUAGCGUCCGUCCUAUUUUCCCAACAAAGAAGAAGAGCAGAAGAAAAAGAUACCGAAGCACGAGGCACGAGGUAGUAGAGGAACGAAGAAUAAUGAUAACAAUAUAUUUUUGUACCGACAUCUUUUCUGCAAGCCCGUUUUCAUUUGUCUGCCUUCGUACCGUGUGUGAAGCCAGUUUAAGUAGCCCGUAGUAGAGAUAGUGCUAGUGCGAGAACCGGAAGAGAUCAAACCGUUCGAACGUUCGAAUGGUAGGUGAACAGUGCGUAGCUUCUGAGAAGGAUUUAUUUGGCUCUUUCUUUGUUUUUGGGGUCUUAUCUACUACUCAUCUCUACUAUCCCCGCACUCUCCUAGUGUAGCUGGUUUUGCUUAUAGGUGUGUGGAAUUAGAACAGCUCUAUCAAUAGUGAACCGCGAUUGACGUUCACCCUUUGGUUUCACAUUCAGAUAGAACAGUGAUCCAUUAUUUCAUUCGCGCCCUUUCUCAUCUCUUCCCUUUUCUAUCUAUUUCUCUCCAUAAUCUGCCGUCCAAUAAAUAACACAAGUUGCUGUUUUAGUAGCCUGCAAACGUGUCGGGCGAUAUCGGGUUUUGCAAGAUGCAGUAGCAGAAAGCAGGGUUCAUCUCCUUAGUGUACUAGAAUCGUUUGGUAGUACAGCCGCAACCACUCUAAGUGAGCCUGUUACAGCAAAAGAUACGACAUUGUGCAAUAGAUAGAGAUGAUGAUGUGAUCAUUCAAAAACAAAAAAACGAAUCGUUUAUUGCGUUCUUAUUAGUGACGCUUGUGCGCAGCAACGCGAUUUCAUUUGAAUGGCGCACAGUAGGAUUGAUCUGUUGGGACAAUAAUUGUAACUUACAGCAAGAAGACAAAAAUAAUCCUUCCUUUCAGUACGUAAUGCAUGGGCCUGCAGUCCCUUUGUUUCGGUACAAUGGUAUCCCGAAAAAACAAAUGAUUCGACAAACGAAAAACAACAAAGACAUGAUAGAAAACACACCAAUGAGGUCGCGUCAAUCGAAAAAGCAAUAGAAUCUCUCUGUAUCUCUCUGUCUCUGUGUUUAUUAUCCUACUAUCCACUAUAUCGGUGUUUUUGUGUUAUAUUAUCGUUUAGCGCCUUUUGAUUUGUUUCAUUGUCCAAUUUUGUGUAUUUACUUAGCCCGGUAGCCGGUAGGAUACAACCAUUGCUGUAUCUAAAACGUAAGCGGAGAAUGAUCAAGCAGAAGAAACCACAUAUAAUCGACAAUAAUCCACAUAACCCCGAUGAAAGAUGGACAUCGUGACGCAUCGCAUAUAUACUAAUAAUAUAUAUCACAAGGAUUUCGGUUCCAAAAACCGCCCAUUGACCCCCUUCUUCUCCCCCCGGCAUUUAGUGUACGCGUAUAACAGCGACUACGACACUGUUAUAUGUAGCACACACGCACACAUACACACCAACACAAACGCUGUUCACAUGGCACCGUUAAAACCACUGCAGGCAAAUGCCCUUAAAACACGCCAGCAAGGAUAUAGGCGCACACAUUAACCAUUACAUUCGCGUGGGCAAACUCGACGGACCUGUUUUCGUUGUAACUUUGCAAAGUUUAGAUAAGUUUCAUUUACCCUCUCCCGUGUGUCCCGUGUGUUUUAGUGUCGUUUUAGUUUGAAUUCGUUACAAUUCUCAGGAAAUCAGGUGUUCUAGAUGUUGAUAGUGAUAAAUACGUAGCUCCGGUGCAAAAAAGGUAUACAACUCGCAAGCACACACGAUCGUCCCUGUCCCUGUUCCACUCCCGCGUGGAAAUUGUGCCCGAAAGUAGAUUAAGGUUAUUCGGGGCGAUUUUUUUACAUUACCAGUUUGUUGUACAUUUGGGAGGUAAAUGGGUAGUUUUUAUUCUUAAUAGUAACAACGCACAAGCCAAACAGCAAACGGUGUAGUAAUAAGUUUGGCAUUUAUGUUUUAGUGUAUCUGAGUUGUUUGGAGUACUGUUGCAGCUGUUCUGCGUUAAAGGAACGUCCUUUGUUAGUCGUCCCCCCCCCCCCCCCCCAGUCGAAAGCCGCUGCCCACUAAACGAAGCAUUUAACCCAGAAGCAUUUCAGUUCGCGCGAUAAAAGCUAACGCUGUCCCAGUUCUCAGGCUCGUUGCAAACACGUGAGGUCGUGAGAUUUGUACAUAGUUUAGUUGUUAGAUAGUUUUGCGAGAACAAAAAUUUAGGACGCAAACGAUGACGUUAAGACGUAGACAAACACACACGUACACACACACACACACACACACACACACACACACACACACACACACACACACACACACGUACAUGUACACAGAUUUGUAGGCGCAAUUUCCGGCGAUCAAUUCCGGAGCAAGCCAAGUUUGAGGCAUUUUCAGUAGAUCGCAAAACUGGUCGCAAAAAACACAAACACACACGUCGCGAUCGACGAAACCCCGAUCACGGAUGGAAGAUAAAGGGGAUGGUGUGGAAAACUAAUGAAAUACUGCCAAAGAAUUUUGCUAACGAAGCGGCCACCUCGCGUUCGUUAGUGUUUAGUGUACUAAACUGAUAAAUUGUAGCGUCGGUCUGUGAGGCCUAAAACAGAGAGAGAAAGAGAGAGGAUAGAGAGAACAUUCAUAUGGAAAUGUGUAUUGGCACAGGUAGAACAAAGCAUUGGAAACGGUAGAAUAAAAGGAAGCUACGAGCCCCCGUGCUCGUCAUUUAGGAAAAUGGAAAAUUCAGUCAACUAGCGGAGCAUUAUUAGUAGAUUUUUUAGUAACACGAUUAGUAACAGAUAGCUGAACGUUUUGGAUAGAGAUCAGCAGACAACAGAAAAAAUGAAACAGCAACAAAAAAAAAUACAUCGGUGGACGUAAUUUUGGGUCGUGUAGGGUACCGUCGUGUGGUUGUUCGUUUUUGGUUUUGAUUUUUUUUUAACUUUAACUAGACGGACAGGCACAGUUAUGCCUUUAUAAGGGGGCCGAAUGUCGGUUUUCAAGUGACAUACGCGUCCCGGAUACGCAAAGGAGUGAUAAACAAACGUAAACCACAACAGAGAGAGAGAGAGAGAGAGAGAGAGAGAGAGAGAGAGCGAAUAAACAAAAAGAAAAAUAAACCCCAUGAUAUCAGUAACGAUAGUAGCCAUAUGUAACGCUAGGUUGUUAAUAGAUGAGUUUUCAAACAUUUUCAUUUCAUAAAUGCCACUAGCAAUCCAAUCCGAUCGGCCAUAGGAAAUAUUUUACAGGGUAAACGAUAAAGUUUCGUUUCGAAAAAUGUGAUUAAAAGUAUUACUGAAUGCAAAGAACAAGAAAAAAAGACAGAAAGAGAUAGAGAGAAACAAAAAUAAGGUAAAAUAACUUUACAACAAACCUUGUGCGUGCACCGUGCGUGCAACGAUAUGCAGAUGAAAGAGCAUAUAUUUGAGAAACAAAAAAAUAGGAACACAAGAAUUGCCAUUGGAAGUGUAGUGUACAAGCAAAUAAUCGUAGGAAUAAUAAACAAGAACAACAACAACAAAACAAAGCACACAAAAACAAAAAAAGAACAAACACACACACGUACCGUCAUUUAUCGAAACAGAAAUGAAAUGGGCAAUGAUGAUAAUCUAAUAACAAAAAAGAAAAAAAAGAUUUAAAAAUAAUUUAAAAAAUGCAUACACACGCAAAAACAACAAUACUGUAGAUAGAUUUGUUAAACGACAGAGAGCGCAUUACAGAUAAAAGUGAACUAUACACAAUUAAACGAUACAGAAACAGAAACUCACAUUCCUACAACAUUGGUGUUGUAAAUAGCAGCAAAUAUAACACAGAAACACACAGAACGUACUACAAACAGUUGGUAAAGACAAUUAAAAAUAAGGGGAGGGGGAGAAAGAAGAAUGCGUACAGCGGUACAAGAUGAACAAAGCCAUAAAGAAUGAAAGUCACUAACCGAAGCAUAGAGUCCAAUUGUUGAUGAAAAUUGGAAGAAAAGGUAACAUGUCAUGUUUUGAUUCAAGUACUCUCAACCUUCUAAUCGGUAAAGAGCAUUUGAUUUAUGGUUGUUUGAUUGAUUUGUGUUUGAUAGCUUAUUUGCAUGAUCUGUUACUAUCAUUUCCUUACAUGCCAUACAGUCUUAAUAACUUAAUAAACACAAUAUAUACAAAAACCAAAUACUCCGUUGUUAACCCUUGCCGCCAAACCAUCCAUCCAAACCCCCUUCACAUAAUCAUGGUACGGAAUGUUUGCAACUCCUCGUGUGCCGCUGUACGUGCAGCGUGCCGCACACUGCGUACCGCAGUAAACAAACAAACUUUAAUCGAGCAAAUUCUUAUAAGCAAUUUGAGAACGCGUACGCGUAAACGCAGGAAAUCGUCACUCGUAUCGGUGGAAAUCCUGGCUAACGGUGGAUUUUUAAAACGGUACUGAUACUGAAAUGGGAAGGAAAAGAAUGAUGAUGCUACUACUAACAACAACGUAGUAAAGACACAGUUAAGCGUAACGAUCGAGCACAAUUAGCGAAUCGAUACAGCAAAGCAUAGAGCAAUGGGCAACGCGUACAGAAAGAGAUGUAUGUGUAAAAGUGAACAGGAAGUAAAAACAACAACAAAAAAAAAACAAACGGUUUUUCAAUCAAAUUUAUAUAGGGUGAAGUGCCUAAUG